Molecule: messenger RNA, 4221 nt
Organism: Cololabis saira (Pacific saury)
Lineage: Eukaryota; Metazoa; Chordata; Actinopteri; Beloniformes; Belonidae
Product: SLIT-ROBO Rho GTPase-activating protein 3-like
Exons: 22
Coding region: 446-3778 (1110 amino acids)
Biological process (GO): signal transduction; negative regulation of cell migration
Cellular component (GO): cytoplasm
Molecular function (GO): protein binding
Source: RefSeq, a predicted model, not a curated record
CAGAGAUGUAGAGGUCGGGCUGGGGGGGAAAGGAAAGGCAGAGACCGGGCUGUGUUAUGCAGAAGAAGCUCAGCACUUCCCUGCGGAUAUUACACUCGAGACUGCAAGAAAUGCACAACAAACGUGAGCUGUUUUCCGAAUCCCAGAGGCUUGCUGCUGAGGAAGAGGAGGAGGAGGAGUGGUCGCUGACGGGGAACACCAUGCACUUUUAGAUCCACGUCGCUGCCUUUGAACGCAACGCGCAGCAUUAUCGCAGGCAGUCAGCCAAGCCAAAAGCCUCAAGUGCGUCUCAUCUUUCCAACUUGUGUCGAAGCUGGAGAUGAUUCACGGCUGAUCGUUGCUCAACUACCUGGAGAGGACUGCGGACGGACUGCCCAAAACGCUGCAUUGUGACAACCGAGACGCCGAUUCCACCCUGACGUUUGCACAAUCCGCCUUCCCCAAAAUGUCAUCUCAGGGGAAAGUCAAGAAGGACAAAGAGAUUAUUGCCGAAUAUGAGACCCAAGUGAAAGAGAUCCGUAACCAGCUGGUGGAGCAGUUCCGCUGUCUGGAGCAGCAGUCCGAGUCCCGUCUGCAGCUGCUGCAAGACCUACAGGAGUUCUUCCGCCGAAAGGCCGAGCUCCAACUUGAGUAUUCCAGAGGGCUGGAUAAACUGGCCGAGCGCUACUCGGCCAAGAUCCGCACCUCUAGAGAGCACCAGCACUUCAAAAAAGACCAAAAUCUCCUCUCCACUGUGAACUGCUGGUACUUGGUCUUGGAUCAGACCCGACGAGAAAGCAGGGACCACGCCACUCUCAGCGACAUCUACAACAACAACGUCAUUGUCCGUCUGGCGCACGUCGGUGAGGAUGUCAUCAGACUUUUCAAAAAGAGUAAAGACAUCGGUGUGCAGAUGCACGAAGAGUUAGUGAAAGUCACCAAUGAGCUCUACACCGUGAUGAAGACGUACCACAUGUACCACACCGAGAGCCUCAGUGCUGAGAGCAAGCUGAAGGAGGCAGAGAAACAGGAAGAGAAGCAUAUCGGCAAGGCUAACGACAUCAGCACCAGCCUGCUGCGUUACGGUCACGAUGAACGUCCACAGCGGCGAAGUUCUGUAAAGAAGAUGGAAAAAUUAAAGGAAAAGAGACAAGCCAAGUACUCUGAAAACAAGCUGAAGUGCACGAAGGCCCGAAACGACUAUCUUCUCAAUCUGGCAGCUACUAAUGCCCUCGUGGCCAAAUACUACAUCCACGAUGUCUCAGACAUGAUAGAUUGUUGUGACUUGGGGUAUCAUGCGAGCCUGGCGCGCUGCAUGAGGACGUACCUGUCUGCAGAAUAUAGUCUGGAAACCUCUCGCCACGAGGGUUUAGACAUACUGGAGGGAGCGGUAGACUCCUUGGACAUCAGAGGAGACAAGCUGAAGUUCAUGGACACACACAGCCAGAUCUUCUGUCCACCAGCACGGUUUGACUAUCAGCCACACAUGGGGGAUGAGGUUUGUCAAGUGAGUGCACAGCAGCCUGUCCAGACAGAGCUCUUAAUGCGUUACCACCAGCUGCAGUCUCGCCUCGCCACCUUGAAGAUAGAAAACGAAGAGGUGAGGAAGACUCUUGAUGCCACCAUGCAGACCAUUCAAGACAUGCUCACUGUGGAGGACUUUGAUGUCUCAGAUGCUUUCCAGCAUAGCCAGUCCACAGAGUCGGUCAAAUCAGCUUCCUCUGACUCCUAUAUGAGCAAGGCAAACAUUUGUAAGAGGCGAGCCAACCAGCAAGAAACUGAGGGUUUCUACUUUACUAAAUACAAAGAGUACUUGAAUGGAAGUAAUCUCAUUGUCAAGCUGCAGGCUAAGCAUGACCUUCUGAAGCAGACGCUUGGAGAAGGGGAGAGGGCUGAUUAUGGAACAACAAGGCCCCCCACUCUUCCCCCUAAGCCCCAGAGAAUGCGGAAGUGUAGACCUCAGUCCAUUUUUAACCGUAAGCUGUUUAACGGCAAUAUGGAGGCCUUCAUUCAGGAUUCAGGACAGACAAUACCAGUGGUGGUUGAGAGCUGCGUUCGGUACAUCAAUCUGUAUGGGCUUCAGCAGCAAGGUAUAUUUCGGGUUCCAGGAUCACAGGUCGAAGUCAAUGAUAUUAAGAACGCAUUUGAAAGAGGAGAGGACCCACUGAUGGAUGAUCAGGCUGAUCAUGACAUCAACUCCGUGGCAGGCGUCCUUAAGCUCUACUUCCGUGGCCUGGAAAACCCACUGUUCCCUAAAGAGCAUUUCCUCGAGAUCAUAUCCACCACCAAAAUGGACUCUCUCGCUGAAAGAGCUCAUCAUAUCCAGAAGAUAAUUGCGACUCUUCAGCGGCCGGUCAUCAUCGUCAUGAGAUAUCUGUUUGCCUUUUUAAACCAUCUUUCUCAGUAUAGUGAUGAGAACAUGAUGGACCCCUACAACCUGGCUAUCUGCUUUGGCCCGACACUGAUGCCCAUACCAGAUGAGCAAGAUCCUGUGUCCUGCCAAGCACAUGUCAAUGAGGUCAUUAAGACAAUUAUCAUCCAGCAUGAGGCCAUCUUCCCAACCCUGCGAGAGCUGGAGGGACCAGUUUAUGAAAAGUGCAUGGCAGGAGGGGAAGAAUACUGUGAAAGCCCUCACAGUGAGCCAGGAGCGCUUGAUGAGAUAGACAAUGGCACUGGACCGAACACGAGUGACGAAGAGUUGGAGCAGAUUGAGGCCAUCGCCAAAUUUGACUACGUGGGCCGAAGUCAAAGGGAGCUGUCCUUUAAGAAAGGAGCCUCCCUGCUGCUUUACCUGCGAGCUUCUGAGGACUGGUGGGAGGGUAGACACAACGGUGUGGAUGGGCUCAUCCCACACCAGUACAUAGUGGUGCAAGACAUGGAUGAUGCAUUCUCAGACAGCAUUCAGAGGACCGACAGCGAGACCAGCAGCGGACCGCACCACAACGAAAGAAGCUCUUCCAGGAAUGAGCAUCAGUCCCCUUGUGAGCACACAUCUGAGAGCCGUUUUGGAGCAGCGCUAGGAAGGGUGAGGGUGCGGUCAGAUGGAGCUGUAGUCCCACGUCACAGGAAUGGUGAGGACAGUCUCAGCCCCACCAGAGCCGCCGAUCAGCCCCCCAGGGUGAUGCCUCGACCCUGCAGCCCACACAAAGUAGCUCUCAGUCGGCUCCAGGCAGACAGUCCGGAGAAGCGGCGUCUCACCACGUUCGGCAGCGCUGGCUGCAUCAGCCACCCCGACAGGAAGGCUUUUGUCGAUAGCCACUCCCAACGAUCGUCUCCAAGCACCAUUCGGCAUGGAAGUUUAGGGGACCACAAAGCUCUGGAGGCCGAGGCACUCGCUGAGGACAUAGAAAAAACAAUGAAUACAGCUCUGCACGAACUGCGUGAGCUUGAGAGGCAGAAUGUAGCCAAACACGCUCCCGAUGUCGUUCUCGACACUUUGGAGCCCCUCAAACACCCCGGCGGAGCCCAGGAUAUGUCGGCUAGCCCUCUGCACACCAUGGUGAUCCGAGACCCAGAUGCAGUCCAGCGACGUAGCAGCAGCAGCUCCUCCUCGGAGACCAUGACCACCUUUAAACCCUCUCUGUCAGGGCGUAGACCGAGUGCACCUUUAAGGCCUCCGCCCGUCAGACCUGUCCGGCCGGCCCCUGUGAUUGGACAGGGACCGCAUCGCUCCAGCAGCUCUAGUUCCUCUGGCCUGGGCAGCCCAGGCAUCACCCCCACUGAACGGAUGUUUCCCAAAGCGCCCUCCCCAUCACUAUCCACUUCCUCCUCCUCUUCCGACAAACAAGGUAAUAUGUAGCUCCCAUCAGUCAGCAGCCAACGAGCUGAAGACUACUGCGGGAACUGACUGACUGUGAUUACCAUCGCACCUUUACACGUCCUGUUAAUUGGAAAACAAACAGAAACAUCCGGGGCCUGAUGCAUAAAACCGUGUGCAUUCAUAAAGGCAGAAAUGUGUUUUUGCCAGAUUUAUAGACUUGUGCGUGUAUCUGUUUUAUAUGUUUUAUAAAUUGUGGUGAAAUUGUAAGCAUGUGCACAAACUUGGAAUUUCUACUCACAUCUUUAGUCAUGAACGGAUGUCAACACUCCCUAAUUUAACAUUUGCAUAUAAAAACAUAAUCCCCAGCACAGUUUUAUAGGCAUGACGAUGGCAGCAAAUUGAAGUAAAUGUGAAUUUUAUUUAGUGAUCUUCACUUUGGAAUCAUGACUGGAGGAGGUCCAGAACAAAGGUUGCUGCAGAGA